UUUUUAAACAAUGUUCUUAAAAUUUAAUUAAACAAUUAAAAUAGUUUAAAAAAUGUCAAGUUUAAAAUGUUCUGGGUGUGAACUUAUUCUAGCAGUAUCGCUUUUGAGCUCUGUUUUAUCGUCACCUCUUCCACCUGCACAAUCCGUCGAUACAGAAGUUGAUAAAGAUCUGUCAAAUUUUAUAUUAUCAUAUGAUUUGAAUUCAAAUGCCUCUCGAAAUGCCAUCAGGACAAAACAAUCAGAACUUAUGCAGAGUUUUAUGAAUACGUCAGUAGAUCCAUGUGAGAACUUCUAUGACUACGCCUGUGGUAAUUGGGAAAAAUAUAAUCCAAUACCCAAAGAUAAGUGGAAAUACUCUACAACACAAUUACUGCAAAGUAAUCUUCAGCUUAAACUUAAGGAACUCUUAUCCGAACCUAUUGACGAUGAGAAUAAGCUCGACAAUGAUCAUCCUCGAAGUGCCAUGGAUAAAGCUAAAUUGUAUUACAAGAACUGUCUGAAUCAAGAGGCAAAAAUUACGGAGGUUAAAGCAGAGCCUCUUUUGAAAUUCAUCAACGAACUCGGCGGAUGGCCGGUUUUGGAUAAGAACUAUUGGCAACGUCAUAAAAAAUUUGAUUGGGAGGAACUUGCAGCCAAUACCACCUUUGUAGGAAAUGGUAUAUUAAUUGGGUUUGAUGUGGUGAAAAAUCCAACCAUUUCGACAGAGUAUACGAUAUUUUUGAAACAAACAACGUUAGGAAUGGUCAAUAGGGACAAUUAUUUGAAGGAAGAAAAUUCAAAGAAUCUUGAAGCCUACAGAUUAUUCGUUGAAAAAGUCCUUCGAUUGCUGAAUGUUGAUGAAGAAAGAGCUCACAAUGUCUCCACAGAAAUCGUAAAUUUCGAAGUAUUAUUAGCAAAUGCCACACUUCCCUUGGAAGCCACGAAAACUGAACAUUACUACCAAUUAAAUGUAACGCAACUUUCCAAAGCUUUUGGAUACAUUGACUGGAAGAAAUAUAUAACGAAUGUUCAAGGCGCCGAUGUUAAGAUGAACCAAACUGUUCUGAUACAACUUGGUGUAAAGUAUUUCGAAAAUCUCUACCACUUACUUAGGAAAACCAGAAAUGAUACCUUAGCGAAUUACAUGAUCUGGAGGUGUGUACUUUACGUUCUUAUAAAUCUUGGCAACGACUUCAGAGCUCCCUUGAAUGAGUUUGCCAAAACUGUAACGGGUCAAGUGGAACCAACGCCAUUGUGGAAGAUCUGUGUUAACCAAGUUAAUACGGGAAUGGGAAUGGCAACGUCUGGUAUGUUCAUAAGAAAGUACUUUGAUGAGACUAGCAAAAAUGAAACUAUUAAAAUAAUCAACUCGCUCAAGGAGACUUUCGAUGAGAAUCUUCUAGAAUUAGAUUGGCUCGAUGCUGAUACUAAAUCUUAUGCCAGUAAGAAAGCCAACGCAAUGAGGGUUGCCGCUGGUUAUCCCGACUACAUUCGCUCUGAAGAAUCACUGAAUAUACUCUACAAGGAUAUCAACAUUACGGAAGGAACACACUUCGAAAAUUGUUUAUCUGUGACGAAACACAAUUGGCGAAAGAGUCGUGAUCGACUAUUCAAGCCCUACGACAAGAAUCAAUGGCAAAUGCCUCCAACAAUUGUGAAUGCCCUCUAUGAUUUCGUAGCUAAUCGAAUUCUUGUACUUGCCAGCAUAUUACAACCUCCAAUUUACCAUCAGUACUACCCGCAAUCAUUGAACUACGGUGCAAUGGGAAUGUUCAUGGGUCACGAGAUAAUCCAUGGUUUUGAUGACAUAGGUCGCCAGUUUGAUUUAGAAGGGAAUCCUUUGGAUUGGUGGACUCCGAAAGCUAUGUCCCACUUUGACGAAAAGAAGAAAUGUUUUCUCAAUCAAUAUGAUGAUCUUUCCAAACAGGAUCAGAGCUUCAAGAGUAUUGCAACGUUGAGUGAGAAUCUGGCGGAUAAUGGUGGGAUUAGAUUGGCUUAUAAGGCGUACUCCAAGUGGAAGCAAUCGAAUGGUCAUUUGGUGAAAGAUGAAGCCUUUUCCAAUAUGAAACUUAAUGAGGAUCAAUUGUUUUUCUUAAGUUUCGCACAGACUUUUUGCGCAGCAACAAGACCAGAGGCAUUGAUUGAGUCCAAAAGCUACGAGGCACACAGUCCGGAAAAGUAUCGCAUACUGGGGGCAUUGAUGAAUUUCGACAAAUUCUCUGAAGCCUUUGAAUGUCCCAUUGGCAGUCGAUUGAAUCCUAGCGAAAAAUGUAGAUUAUGGUAGGUGUGUUUGAUUUAUUGGUUUUUUUUGGAAUAAACUUUAACAUUAAAAUUCGA
This is a messenger RNA of Eupeodes corollae, 2316 nucleotides long. RefSeq names its product neprilysin-4-like. Gene Ontology annotation, molecular function: metalloendopeptidase activity. Gene Ontology annotation, cellular component: plasma membrane. Bases 53 to 2263 code for a protein of 736 amino acids. Gene Ontology annotation, biological process: protein processing. The transcript is spliced from 2 exons. NCBI's taxonomy places the organism in Eukaryota, Metazoa, Arthropoda, Insecta, Diptera, Syrphidae. The record is from RefSeq and is a predicted model, not a curated record.